This is a messenger RNA of Diorhabda carinulata, 9205 nucleotides long. RefSeq names its product bis(5'-adenosyl)-triphosphatase enpp4-like. The coding region runs from base 122 to 1576 and encodes 484 amino acids. The transcript has 7 exons. The record is from RefSeq and is a predicted model, not a curated record. Lineage: Eukaryota; Metazoa; Arthropoda; Insecta; Coleoptera; Chrysomelidae.
AUCAGCUGUAAAUGUAUUGACAACUACUGUAAUCAUGUCAACACCAUCGCAUUAAAAUUAAAAAAUAGACAAGAAGUGAACUUUCCAUAGUAACUAAAAGGAAAUUAUAACAUUUUUGGAAAUGAUAUUGAAAAUUAUAGUAUUUUACUCAUUAAUAAGUUGUGUGGUAUCAGUGUCUCGUCAUCCAAUAUUAAUAAUCGUAUCUUAUGAUGCGUUUAGAUACAAUUUCUUUGAUACAAAAUUGGUUCCUAAUAUGGAUAGGCUUAAAAAAGUCGGGACUUAUUCGGACUAUUUAAUAAAUGUUUUUCCUACGAAAACUUUUCCAAACCAUCAUUCUAUUGCAACUGGUUUAUACACGGAAUCUCAUGGAAUUGUAGGUAAUACCUACCUUGACUUAAAUACACGAACUGUUCAGAAAAUUGGACCCGAGAUGUAUAGUUAUAAUAAAGACGUUGUGCCAAUAUGGACAUGGAAUGAAGACCAAGGGAAUGGUAGGUAUUCUGCUUCAAUGAUGUGGCCUGGAGCAAUUUUUCCAUAUCAAGGAAAAAAUAUUACUUAUAGAGAAAAGUUCAAUCCAAAACUUGAUUGGUUUCAAAGAGUUGACAAGGUAAUAUCAUGGUUGUUAGAUCCUUUAAAGCCAGCAAAUUUGGUUAUGUUAUACAUAGAAGAACCAGAUACUCAUGGUCAUGUAUAUGGUCCUAAUUCACCACAAGUUAAAGAUUUAUUAGUUAAAUUGGAUAAUAUUACUGCUUAUUUAGAGGAACAAUUGAUCAAAUAUAAAUUAGCAGAAAAAACAAAUGUAAUUCACUUAAGUGAUCAUGGUUUAAUCGGUGUGACACCUCCUUAUUUCAUUAACACUACUCAGUAUUUGAAGAAUGGAACAUAUGAUGUGGCUGGAGCAAGUCCCUGUCUUCAGAUUUAUCCUAAAGAUGGAUAUGAACAAGAAAUUUAUGAAGCAUUAAAAGCAGGUUCAUUGAUAAAUGGACAUUUCAAAGUUUACCAAAAGAAGAAUUAUCCAAAACAAUGGCAUUAUAAGAAGUGUUCCAGAGCACCACCUGUUCUCAUUAUGGCAGAUGUGGGGUAUGCCUUGGAUGAUUUGAUAGUUGCAGCACCAAAGUAUGCUAAAGCAUAUAACUUUACAUUAACUAAUAGUUCAGAGUUUGGUGUCCAUGGUUACAGUUACAAUGUUAGUGAUAUGCAUCCUUAUUUCAUGGCUCGUGGACCAAAAAUCAAAAGUCAACACAAAGUGGCUCCGUUCCACACUGUAGAUCUUUUUAAUCUUUUUACUGAAAUAUUAGAAUUGCCUCAAUUACCCAAUAACGGUUCUAUGGGUAACAUUAUUGAUAUUUUAAGUGACAAGCCGGGAAGGUAUAGCAUCGGAUCAAUUCUUAUGGUUACUGUGGGAGGAGUGUUGGUCGCCUUACUUUUCAUUAGCGUAGCUGCUGCUAUAGCACUUCUAAUUAUCAAACGUCAACAAACCAUCACAACAGCUGCAGCUCUCAACAAACGUUUUCCUCAAACUUUCCACCCCAACAUCAUAGAAGCACAACAUCUUCUAGAACCGGAGGAUGCUUAACUUUAAGGAAUUUUUUAUUCUGAAUGAGGAUAAUAUCUUGUCAUCACAUCACUUAUUUGUGAAAAGUAUCCUACUUGGAUGUCUUGUUUGUUAAAAAAAUAAGAUAAAUCUUAGAUCCUUUUGAAUAGAAAUAACAUUUCAAACAUAUCGGUUUCUAUGUCCAGCAUAUCAAAAUUGGAUUGGAGUUUAUAAUUCUAUUACAUUUCUUGUUAUACAUGUUAAAGUUAAGACCCGUUUUCAGUUAAUUUUAGUUUUGAUUAGGUAAAACUAGUUCUCACAAAGUAGGCAAGUCCAAAGAGUAUAAUAGGUAAAGAAGAGGACCCAGGACACUCCAGAUUUUAUGGGAUGGAACUUCGAGUGUUCAUGUUGGCAUUCAACAAGGAAUUAAUUAAAUAGGAUUCAAGGUUGAGGAAAAGGUUAAUUCUCAAUCUUAUAUAACAGUUUAGUAAAUUAUACUUUGUCAAGAGCCUGGCUCACAUCCCAGAAAGCAGUAGAGCAGUACUUUCUAUCUUCUAGACAUUGCAUUAUUUUGUUAGUGACCCAUUGUACCUGUUCAAUAGUGGCAAUGCUCCUCUUGAAAACCAAAUUGAUUUCCUGAGAUGAUUGUUUAUAGUUAAGUUUUUAAUAGCUUUUCUAGUAUUUUGGAUAAGAUAAGGUAUAAGCUAAUAGACCAAUAAAAAGUUACAUAUUCGGUUGAUUUACCAGGUUUGGGGAUUAAGAUGAUCUGGACCACUUUCCAUUGGUUUGGAAAAUGUCCCAACCUCAAAAUUGCAGUAUAAAUACCUGUUAUCAACUUUAAAGCACACUGGGGCAGUUCGAGGAGGACUUUAGUAUUCAUCAAGUCAUACCGUGGUGAUUUCUUCAUAUUGAGAUCUUUGAUUUCUCUCAGAUAUUUUUGUUAGUAGUAGUUCUAAUUGAUACGAUUGAUUGUUUUAAUUCUUCUUCAUGACUAUAUUGAAGUAUUUGGUUGUAAGAACUUUUCCAGGUGGUUAUCAAGAACAUUCGCUUUUGUCGUCUCUUAUCCAAUGGCUUUCUAAAGAGCGAAUGGGGUGGUUUAUUGAUUGCGGGCGGUCGACCUUUUCCACUGCUUUCCAAAGCGAAUAUUCUGUGGUUUCGGUUUUAAAACAAUAAAUUUUUUAACUGGAAAAACUGUUUUCCAUUAGUAGAAUUCCCCAAUUGAAGUUAGUUUCAACUGAAAAUUCUAUUAAAUGGAAAAAAACUAGUAAAUUAUAGUAUUUCUUAGUGAAAAAUGAGGAAAAACUAGUUUUUAAUAGUGAAAACAAGUUUCAACGAAAGGUGUUUGUGAAAACUAAUUUUCUCUUGUCAAAAAUAGAAUAAACUGAAAGCGGAUUUUAACUGUUACAUAUAUAAUUCAAUACCUGACAAGAACUACAGCCUGAUAGUUUGAAGUGUAAUUAUUUCUCCUAUUUGAAAUUCUUUUAUUUUUCAAGUAGUUAUUUCUUUAGAUUUAGGGUCGUGUUUACUAGAAUAUUUUGGUUGGAACAAAUCUAACCAUCGCAGGGCAGACGAAUGAUUUUUUUUAGUUAUUGCUCAAUAUAUUAAUUGCAAGGUUAAUGAGCUGAAAUCACUGUAUAAAAGUAAAAAAAUAGACUUAAAUAUACUAAAUACCAUAAUAUGGAAUAAAAUGAUUGUGCCGGUUGUAAAUAUGACAUGGGCAACCAGAUUUGUUUAAUGUUUUGAAAUUUGGGUAGAUUUUAUACCUAAUUUAAAAUUUUUUUAACCUAAAAAAUCAAAAACUAUAUGAAAGUUCAAAAGGUAUAUAGCUACAUUUUUUUUAUUCAUCAAAUUUAUCUAUAAUCUGUUUCUAAGUUGAACAAUAAGUAAAUAUUAGGUGGAUACAGAAAAAUGACUUGUAGGAUAGAACCCUGUGGUUUUCCCCCCUAAUUGUAUAGUUUAUGCAACUACCUAUCAUCGGUAUCACAAUAAGUUGAAAAAAUAGGUAUAUUAAAAUUAUUGAAGUUAAAAUAUAACAGUUGAGAUAGAGGGCAUUACGUAAUUAACUUUCUUAGUCAAUUUAAAAUUAAAUGAUGAAGACUGAAAUUAGUCGAAACGUCAAAAUUUUUAUCUGUCUUGAAGAAAUUAUUAAAAAAACAAACAAACAUAUAUUAAGGGUUUAAUAAAUAAGAGAUUAAAGAAAUUUUAAAUUAAAUAUGCUAAAUUAUAAUAGAAUAUUUACGAACUAAAACUACUCCAUAUAAAAUAUAUUAAAAUCUGCUAGCAAUAUCAUUUGAGAUUACGUUAGAUAAUAGGUUCUAACACUAGGUUCUCGGCCAAUCGAUUGGGGUGGAACUGAAGUCUCUCAUUAUACUUUUCACUUUCACUUAAUUGUUUCUCUUACCAAAAACACCUCUAGAUCCAUAGCAAUGAUGUUAAUGGGCAUAUGCCAUAGAGCAUUUGUUAACAUUUUCAGAACUUUAACUUAAAUCUCUCGAGAUAAUAUUUAUGUUUUAUAUGACGCUGAACCCCACAGUUGGAUUCCAUAUGUUCAAAUAGGUUCAAGUAAUAUCUUAUAUACCAGUAACUUAUUCUCGAUAGUUAUAAUUUUCCAAUUAUCCAAUAUAGUUUAAUUCCAAGUCAAAUGUUGGAAAACAUCUUCAUCGAAAAAUAGCUCGAACACAACUCUACAGGAGACAUAUUAAGACAGAGGUUGAAAGUCGCAAACAGUUCAACAGUAAUUUUAUUCGACAGUAGUUGAAGCUCCAUCUAUUUAAGAAAACCCCGUUCGUUCGCUCUUGCGAUCAUCUUUUAUAUUGUUUACUCAUGAUCUUUUUGUUGACUAACAGAUUGAAGCUUGUGAAAAGGUUAUCAAAGAAAAAGUUGUAUGGAAAAUGUUUCUCCAUUGCUAUUUCUACAUUCAAACAAAUGGGGCUGUACAUGGACCACAUUUUAAAACCAAACCGUAUCGGUUUUCCACGGAUGCAUUGCUUACUUGGAUGAAGGUCAAAAUAUUUGAUCAUUGAUUCAUCAUAGUUUAGGUUUUGCUCGGAGACAAAUUUUUUAAGAAACAUUUGAUUCAGCUAUUCAAAAGUGGCCGUAAUCCAAAUAACUACGUUUUUCGGGGAGAAUGUUAUACCUUCUAAAAACAAGAAUUCCAAUAAAGCAUUUUAGUUUAUCAACUGUGAUGUUUGGAUCAGCAUAGUUUUUAAAAAAUGUCUCUGUAUGCAAAUGUUGGCAAACAUCUUCAUUGAAAAAUAGGUCGAACAACUCUAUAGGUGACAUUUUAUAAUAUUGGUUGUAGUUAACAUACAAUGUGAGUUUAUUUUGGAACAGUUAUGAACUGUUUAAUGUUUAGAAGAAAUUGAAUUUUCAAAUGUAUGACAAUUUAAAAAAAAAUUAUCAACUAGGUAAUAACACGUCCUAAGCUUCUGAAGAAUAAAAGAUAAUUAAAUAGAUGAAAAAAAUAAUCUAAAUUUUAUACGUCUACAUAUUUAUUUUUAAUAUUGAUAAUUGAUCUCUAGUAAGUGAUAGAAUGACAUUAUACUUAAAUUGUGUUUGUUGUGAUCUGACAUUUUCGUCCAGAAUAUUUAGAAUUUAAGAAUGAUAUGUCAAGAAUAAUAUAUUUAAAAAGAUUUCCGAAAUUCGUCCAUUUUUAAAUAUAUAUGGUGUAGGUAGAUCGCUUUGAGCUAGGAAAAACUCUAAAUUGCAAAUUUUUAGGUGAAACUUUUAUUUUUAAUCGUAAGUUUUAGAAGUAAUCGUGUAAGUAGUAGAACUGUGGUGGCUUCAAAUAUAUACCACGUAAUUUUAAACAUUUGAUGAAUAUAAAAAAAUUACAAUGCAGGAAAAUUCACUACAGAAUACAAUCACAAUUUAUCAAGUAGCAUAUUUAUAACAAAUCUUAUUUUUAUAUGAACUAAUUUAGAAUUUUACUUGAAGAAAACCUAGAAAAAUAUUUUCUUUCGACAUACCGAGACAAAUGCGGGACCUUAACCCUUUGAGUACUGAAUUAUUUGACUGAAAGACUUUUAUGCAUAUAUAACCGAUUUAAUUGGUUGGUAUAUGAAUUAAUAAGUAAGAGUUAUAAAAUGUAAAUGAACAUAUAAAUGAAACAACAUAGAAAUAUUUAUAAAGAACAAGAACUAACUUAACACUUAACUUGGCAAGGGUUUAAUUUAUUAAUUGAAAAAUUUUUUUCUUAAAAUUGUUCUUUAAGGUCUAAAUAAGAUAAUUUCAUAAUUUGAAGAAUUUGGGUUAAUUUUUGGAUGAGAUAUACAAUAUGUUUCUUGUAGGAUACAUUGCCAAAUAAACUGGUUUAAGGUUGAUGGUACAAGUAAUGAAACUCACGUAAAUUUAAGUAAUAAAACCUUUUAUUCAUACAUAAAUAUUACAAUUAAACCCAAAACAUUUUUUCCUUAAGCUAAUUAAAAUUAAUAAUAAAAAAUUAAAUACAUUGGUUUUAUGAUUUGAGGUUGAUGUCUCCGGUGACGAGUUGCUCCAGACGGAUGUGAGGUGGUAGCUAGAUUAUCAGUGAGUGAUGCUGGCUCAUUCUGCUGUUCAAUUGUGCUUACAGAUGGACAAAGAUCCCUCAUUAGGAGAUCUGUACAAUUCAUCUACCGGUACGUUUGUCAGCAAUUGACCCAUCCAUCAUUGAUUCAUCUUUUGACACCUUUGGAGCUUGUGAAGCAUGCUCUGCAUUAAAACGUUCUUCAACGUUACAUCUAACAAUUUGCUCGCUGCCUAAAGUAAUACAUCUUCAUCCUCCAAAUUUUCUUCUUCAUCUUCGGGGUCCACCUUUGGCUUAGGAAGUAAUGAAGCUGCUCUUGAAGUAAAAUUUUUGCUUGAAAUAAAAAAAAACAUCAAAAUGAGGUUGAGAAGACAAAAAUGCUAACAAAUUCCUAAAUAAAACGAAAACCAAAAUAAUUAAACUAAAUAAAUUUUAAAUUGAGGUAAAAUGAAUUUGAAAUUUUUUUAAUUAUACUCGAUUGUUUGACAUUAAUAUGAUUUUUACAAAAUUAUUACACGUGAAUUUACUAUAGUUAUUGAAAUAAUGAUUUUUUUCUCCUAAAAAUCAUCAACCGAAUUGGCAAUGUAUCCUACAGGAUUCGGAGGGUAAAACGUAAUUUUCUAGAUCAAUAUCAAUUGAAUUGAACUAGUUUAUGUUCAAAACAGAUGUUUACAUGUCAUGUGAAUCAUAAUUUUAAAAAGCUGUAAAGCUCAAAACAGAUGUUUACAUGUCAAUACAAGUGAAUCAUAAUUUUAAAAAGCUGAAUUCUGAAUAAAUAAUAGUAAAUUGACUUAAAACUUACCCAACAGGAGGCCGACGCCAUUUCUUUGGAUGUUGCUGAUUUCACUGUUCCAAUUUGCAAAUUAAACAUACAAGUCCUAAAGAGACGAUGCAGUAGAUAAUGAAACUAAAAUAAACGCGGUAAAUUUAAACAAAAAAUCAUGUAUCCUGCAAAAUUGUGGGUUAAAGUAUAAUGAUUUUGUACCGUGUGGCAUUUUUCAAAACAUGCCAUCUUGUAGGGCCUUACCUACGAGUAAUGAAGGUAACAAAAAUAAUUAAAAAGUAUGUAAAAAUAGCGAAUUUACCAUUUUGGUUUGGUUUGCUCAGGUUUUUGAUACUGUUUUGACUCCGUCUAUGUUCAGUACAUGUUAUGGCGAUGAAAUUUAAAUUCGUCUGAAUGUCGCUCCGUCUGUUUUCAGCCUAAUUAUUGUCGAAUCUAUUAUUCAGAUAAUGAACUAAAUUUCUGAUCUUAAUCCUAUCAUUUUUAUAUAACUUUUCGUUGUUUGUAAAGUGAAGGAAUCUUGUGAUAUCAAAAACUUAUCCUGUAGCAUUGUGACUGCAAAAAUUGGAGUAUUUAUAAUAGUUCUUUUCGACCAAUAUUUACUUUUAACGUUAGAAUAUACAAUGUAAUAUAUUUUUUCAUUUCAUUCACAAUUACUGAAAACCACUUGAGGCUUCGUUUAUUUGACCCUUCUUAUUCGUUUCUUCUACUAUCAUCAUCAUCAUCAGUAAGAAUUUGGUCCAGCACUUUCAAUGGUGUACGAUUUUCACCUUAUCUGCACAGGUACAAAACAUUAAUUCCAACUAUUUCUUGAAAUUGUUUUCUUUUUCUCGUUUCAAAUCCAUUGUUCUUGCAAUUGUUCGAUAGAAGAUUCACUAUCGCUCGACAAAAGCCCCGUGCACUUUCCAAUUCAUUGUCGUUUUCAUUAUUUUCAUUCUCCCAACUCACUGUUAUCAUAUAACUUUUAUUUCUACUUCACUGGAACAAUCAUUUUCGUUGUCAUAAAAUGAAUUUUUUAAUUCAGACAUCUUAAUUCAGAAAAAAAAACGGGAAUAAAAUAAUUAUAAUUGGAAUUAAUCUUAAUUGUAACUGAAAGGCGAUUGUUUGCGAUCAACGCCAAAUGACAAGGGCACCGCAAAAAUCAACGCCUGCUUCUCAAAUUCAAAUGAUCAGUCAGACUCGUCCACUGUAACUUCGCCUAAGUAAACUCAAAGGGUUAAAGUUCAUGCAUCUACUACUCGAAGACCAUUCAGUCCAACCAUAUUAAAACUCGUUUUAUUUUACAAUUUUAUUCAGAAUCAUCCACUUAUGUUUUCUUUUCUGCUUUGGAGCUAUAUUAAAAUAAAUACGUGGUGGUUGGUCUAUUUAAGACAAUUCCCUCUGACAAUAACAAAUGUCUAGUUAAUCCAAAUAUUAUUCUUCGAUAUAUCUCAUGUUGAAUCAAUCUAGUCAUUAGUAGAUUAUCUCAAAUUUACAUUAGAUAAUUGGACGUACAUAAUAAAAUACGUUUUAAAUAUUAACAAAAUGAACAAUUUUAAUAUUUGCACUAAUUUUCAAAUCAGAAAAUUCAGUUAUAAUGUAUACAAAUAGGGAGUUUUUCAAAGGGUAUAUAUUACUUUUUGCUUAAACUGUAGAAGCCUGUAGGUUUUUUCUAAGGGUUGUGAAUUUUUUCCAUAAUUUUGUGAACAUACUCUGUAAAGCUCACACAUUGUUGCCAUUUAUGGGGCAGGAUUUAUUAAUUUAUGUGGUAAAAAUAUGUAAAUUGUUUUAUUUUUUAAAAUACUUUGAGGUUUUUUUUCUUAUUAAACUCAUUAAACAAAAAGGAAUUGAGUUGAUUACUACAAAUAUUUUUCAAAAUUUCCUGAAUGCAUCAGACAUUUAAAAACUGAACCAAAAGAAAUAGUAACAAGUGGAGCUUAAGCAUUCUCUUUUUAUUUUUAAUAAAAAGCUUUCCACUGUUUGCAUCACCGGUAAGAAACCUUCCCCAAUCAGCAAUACACUUUGGUGAUAAGAUUUUAACUUGACGGUUAAUGUUCAAUGACAACAUGUUUCAUUUUUUGCAUCUCAGUAAAUUUAUGUUCUGAACAACAAAAAACUAUUGAUAAAUUUCAACAAAAUAACAGAUUAACUUUACUGAGGAGUCUAUUUUCCAAAUUCCAUUGGUUAGAGGUACAUUUCUACUUUUUCCAUUCUAAUGAAUCCUGCUCUGACUAAAAGUGAUAUAAUAAACAAAUUCUAGUGAUUUUUUAAUGCCAAAUUGUUGAGAUAUGAAUACCUCUAAUGAAAAAAAUAUGAAUUUGUACAGUGGCAAUCGCACAAUUUGGGUGAUAUUAGUUUAGAUCAAAAAUGUUUGUUGGAUUAUCAAAUAUAAAUAUUUGAAAACAUA